CAAGUCCAUCCAAACCGGGAGAGAGAGAGGUUGUCCUGCGUUCACUCCAUCUUCCGGGAGUCCGUCUCCCUCACUACUAAAAUCGCGACAAAUAUCCUAGAGUCCAAACAGAUCUCAUCGCCCAUCGCUAGAGGGAAAAAAUUAAUUUUUUUAAUCUUGUUUCUCCCUCUGAAUUCCUAUCUCUGAAUCAACAAGAGAUUUGGUUCUCUCUGGUGCAAGAAUUUUUUUCAAACCAAACAGUCCAAUCAAUCGGGCAAUCCGGUGCAUAUAUACGCAGCCUCAUCCUUCUCCCCUACCCCCACCGGCUCCUUCCUCCCUGCGUGCGUCCCUCUGUUUCUUGCUUGCUCUGCUGCUGUCUCCAUUGCCGGGCGCGAGAAGAAGAGGGAGGGAUGGCGGAGGGGGUGGCGCGGGAGCUGCGGGCGAGCUUCGCGGCGGGGCGGACGCGGCCGGCGGAGUGGCGGGCGGCGCAGCUGCGGGCGCUCGUCAGGAUGAUCGAGGAGAAGGAGGCCGACAUCAGCGACGCGCUCCACGCCGACCUCGCCAAGACACACAUGGAGUCAUACCUCCACGAGAUAUCACUUGCGAAGUCCGCCUGCAAAUUUGCGCUCAAGGGGCUGAAGAACUGGGCGAAGCCUGAGAAGGUACCUUCUGCCAUAACUACAUUCCCAUCCACUGCGCAAAUCGUAUCGGAGCCCCUUGGCGUCGUGCUCAUCAUCUCGGCGUGGAACUACCCUUUCUUGCUCUCUAUCGACCCAGUCAUUGGAGCAAUCGCAGCUGGAAAUGCUGUUGUUCUGAAGCCUUCAGAAAUUGCUCCAACCACUUCAUCAUUGUUCGCAAAACUUCUACCUGAGUAUGUUGAUAACUCCUGUAUAAAAGUUGUGGAAGGAGGCGUUCUGGAAACAACUGUACUCUUGGAACAAAAAUGGGACAAGAUAUUUUACACAGGCAGUGGAACUGUAGGACGCAUAGUAAUGGCGGCAGCUGCAAAGCAUCUAACCCCGGUGGCUUUGGAGCUCGGUGGAAAAUGCCCUGUUAUUGUUGAUUCUGACAUUGAUCUUCAUGUUGCUGUUAAGAGGAUUGCUGUUGGUAAAUGGGGGUGUAACAAUGGCCAAGCAUGUAUUGCUCCAGAUUACAUCAUAACGACGAAGUCAUUCGCUCCAGAGCUGGUGGACUCUUUGAAACGAGUUCUGGAAAGGUUCUAUGGAAAGGAUCCUCUGCAAUCAGCAGACUUAUCUCGUAUUGUGAAUUCUAAUCAUUUCCACAGAUUGACAAAUUUGAUAGAAGAUAAGAAAGUUGCUGACAAGAUUGUCUACGGUGGAGAGACAGAUGAGAAGCAACUAAAAAUUGCUCCUACGGUAUUGUUAGAUGUUCCUCUUGAUACAGCCCUUAUGACUGGGGAAAUAUUCGGCCCCCUCCUCCCUAUCGUGACGGUUGAAAAGAUCGAAGAAAGCAUCGAUUUCAUCAACUCCAAGACUAAGCCGCUUGCAGCCUAUCUUUUCACCAAGAACAAGAAGCUGCAAGACGAGUUUGUGGCAAACGUCCCUGCAGGAGGAAUGCUUGUAAACGAUAUCGCGCUACAUCUCACCAACCCGCAUUUGCCGUUCGGCGGGGUCGGCGACAGUGGGAUGGGCUCCUACCACGGGAAAUUCAGCUUCGACUGCUUCAGCCACAAGAAGGCGGUCCUGAUCCGCGGCUUCGGCGGCGAAGCGACCGCCAGGUACCCGCCGUACACGCAGGAGAAGCAGAAGAUCCUGAGGGGCCUGAUCAACGGCAGCUUCAUCGCCCUGAUCCUUGCACUCCUUGGGUUCCCAAGGGAGAAGCGUUAGGCUCUUUGAGUUCAGUGCAGCCUUUGUUCAUGUUCAUCGGGUGCAGAGUAUACAUUCAUGCUGUCAAAUGCAAGACGUUUCCAGUGCGUGCCAUGCGUGUGUCACACCAGUGUAUGAUGCAUAUAUUACCGGAUUUUCGGAUGUGAGUUAUUGAAUUUGACGUAAGAAAGGACAUAUAUAACAGUGAUCCGUCAGUUAAUUCAGUGUGCAGAAUGGAAAGGACGUCUGUG
This is a messenger RNA of Phragmites australis (common reed), 2056 nucleotides long. RefSeq names its product aldehyde dehydrogenase family 3 member H1-like. NCBI's taxonomy places the organism in Eukaryota, Viridiplantae, Streptophyta, Magnoliopsida, Poales, Poaceae. The coding region runs from base 390 to 1826 and encodes 478 amino acids. The record is from RefSeq and is a predicted model, not a curated record. Gene Ontology annotation, molecular function: aldehyde dehydrogenase (NAD+) activity. The transcript is spliced from 10 exons. Gene Ontology annotation, cellular component: cytoplasm. Gene Ontology annotation, biological process: aldehyde metabolic process.